AUGGAGAUCUCCGCAGCGGACAUUCAAGCUGCGAGGGACUUGCUGGCCGGCGAAACCGUGGAAGAGCGCCAAGCUCGACACAGGGCGGCCAUCCGGGCUCUUUGGCAGCCUUGCGAGCGCCUCCACAUGCUGGCAGCAGAGAUUGAGCAGACUUCUUUGCCCGCUGCAGAUCGCCGGCUUGUCACUAUGCUUAAGUUUCGUGGACACCGCCCAGAUGAUGAGCUGGCCCUGGGAACAGUCUGCCGCACCUGCCUGUGCAUAAGUCCGCCCCCAGCUUCUGCGCCCAACGUGCAGGGAGCAAGACUAGACCUUCGCUUGUUCCAGCGCAGCGGCAGGCACUGGAAACUGGCUUCCCCGGACGUUUGUGUAGCUGACGGCCGAGUGCCGGCUCCUUUCUUGGACGACGAGCUGGAACAAGGAGAUGCCCAGCGCUUGGACGGCAUGCUUCUGGCAGAAGAGGAGCUGAUUGACAAUUCAACUCCAGCGGAAGCUCGCUCGCUGGAAACGGCUCAGAAUGCGAGAACGGAGAUCGAGAAGAAGCCUCCUGCGUGGGAACGGGCAGCUGACAAUGCCCAGACGAGGAUGGACGACAAUCCAGACUCCUUGAAGCGGGUCGACAAGUUGUUGGUUCAUGCAACCGUUGGUGAAGUAGAAGCUGCCCUUGCUGCACUGGAACCGGACCUCGAGUGCACUUUGAAAGAUUGUGGCGAAAGUGUCGUGGUUGAAGUAUCCCACUGGCGCCACAAGCGUUUCCUCAUGGAGCACCUGGAGAGCUUCGAGCGUAAGAACGUGGCUCCCAGCCGCAAAAAACCGUGGCUGCAUCAGAAGCUUCAGGACGAGAAGACCUGUAGCACCGCCUGUUUCGCAAGACUGGCAAAAGAGGUCGCGCAGGACUUCGCCUUAGAAAGAGACAAGGCGCCGCUGAGAAUCCUGCAGCAUGCGACCGAGGGUUACAUGGGCGAAAUCUAUGCCGAUGCCAAAAUCUUCGCAGAGCAUGCUGGGCGGAGCACUGUCCUGAAGCAGGAUCUUGCUCUUGCAUGUCGAAGUGAUGAAGAUCGGAAGCGACGUGCUUCUUCUUCUGCUUUUGCCGCAGGCCUUGAAAAAGGUCAUGCAGAGAACAAGACUAGUAAGAAGGCAAAGCCUGCUCGCUCUUCGAACAGAGACUCGUCCGCCUGA
Symbiodinium sp. CCMP2592 is the source of this 1176-nucleotide messenger RNA. The record is from the annotation of a GenBank genome assembly. Lineage: Eukaryota; Dinophyceae; Suessiales; Symbiodiniaceae.